CACUGAAGUAUAAAAGGCAGGCAUGGAAGAAGUGGGGUGUACUGUGGUGUUAUCUGGGUGAAAAUUUUUUAUUUGUGUGGACAGGCUUAAUUUGGGGACAAUGUCUAUCAGAAAGAUCCACGCUCGUGAAAUUUUGGACUCUCGUGGUAACCCCACAGUGGAGGUUGACUUGCACACUGACAAAGGUCUCUUCCGGGCAGCUGUUCCUAGUGGUGCAUCAACAGGCAUCUAUGAAGCUCUUGAGCUACGAGAUGGGGACAAGGCUCGGUACUUGGGCAAAGGUGUUACAAAGGCAGUAGAGCACAUCAACACCACAAUUUCACCAGCUAUUUUUGAAAAGAAACUGAAUGUUGUGGAACAGGAGGUGGUGGACAAGUUCAUGCUAGAGCUUGAUGGAACAGAAAAUAAAUCAAACUUUGGUGCAAAUGCAAUCCUGGGAGUUUCAUUAGCUGUCUGCAAAGCUGGUGCUGCUGAGAAGGGUGUCCCACUCUACCGCCAUAUUGCUGACUUGGCUGGGAAUGAAGAUAUUAUCUUGCCUGUUCCUGCCUUUAAUGUAAUCAAUGGAGGUUCCCAUGCUGGCAACAAGCUAGCUAUGCAGGAGUUCAUGAUCUUACCAGUAGGGGCAUCCAGCUUUAAGGAAGCCAUGCGCAUCGGUGCAGAGGUCUACCACAACCUGAAGGAUGUAAUCAAGGAGAAGUAUGGAAAGGAUGCCACUAAUGUGGGUGACGAGGGUGGCUUUGCACCCAACAUCUUGGAAAACAAUGAAGCUUUGGAGCUCCUGAAAUCUGCUAUUGAGAAGGCUGGCUAUCCUGACAAGAUUGUGAUUGGCAUGGAUGUAGCUGCUUCUGAAUUCUACCGCAAUGGAAAGUAUGACCUGGACUUCAAGUCACCAGAUGACCCCAGCCGUUACAUCACUGGGGAGCAACUUGGCAACAUUUACAAAGGCUUCAUUGAUAAUUACCCAGUUGUCUCCAUUGAAGACCCCUUUGAACAAGAUGACUGGGAAAACUGGAAAUUGCUGACCAGUAGUGUGAAUAUCCAGAUCGUAGGGGAUGACCUGACAGUUACCAACCCAAAGAGAAUUCAGAAAGCUGUGGAAGAGAAGGCCUGCAACUGUUUACUAUUGAAGGUCAACCAGAUUGGCUCUGUCACAGAAGCAAUCCAGGCCUGUAAGUUGGCCCAGCAGAAUGGUUGGGGAGUCAUGGUUAGUCAUCGGUCAGGAGAAACUGAGGAUACAUUCAUUGCUGACCUUGUAGUGGGACUCUGCACUGGACAGAUCAAAACUGGUGCCCCUUGCAGAUCUGAACGUUUGGCAAAAUAUAACCAGCUACUGAGGAUUGAGGAAGAGCUUGGUGAUGCUCACUUUGCAGGACAAGAUUUCCGAAACCCAAAGGCUAGAAAGAGUGCUGCACCAGCUUUAGUAAAUGUACAAUCCGAAUAGUGAUGCCUGCUUAAGCCUGUUGGUUUUGAGAUUAAAAUUAAAAUUCCUCAAACUAC
Protopterus annectens (West African lungfish) is the source of this 1497-nucleotide messenger RNA. RefSeq names its product beta-enolase-like. Gene Ontology annotation, biological process: glycolytic process. Gene Ontology annotation, molecular function: magnesium ion binding; phosphopyruvate hydratase activity. Lineage: Eukaryota; Metazoa; Chordata; Ceratodontiformes; Protopteridae. The record is from RefSeq and is a predicted model, not a curated record. Bases 101 to 1441 code for a protein of 446 amino acids. The transcript has 12 exons. Gene Ontology annotation, cellular component: phosphopyruvate hydratase complex.